AUGGCAAACCGAUCCCUCAAGAAAGUGAUAGAAACAUCAUCAAACAAUGGUCACGAUUUAUUAACUUGGAUAACCACCAAUUUGGAAAAGCUUAUAUGUUUGAAAGAAGUUAAUGAUAAUGAAAUACAGGAGGUUAAGGAAAUACACACUCAACUGGAUGAGUUUGUGAGGUAUAUCUCCGUACUAGAAAAUACGGAUGAUUUAGAACUGCAUUCAGUGUUUAUCAGUUUGUCUCAGCUCUAUACGAUUUCCAUAUGGCGUUUGAAGGACGAAUAUCCUGGUGUAGUUUUUGAUUCCGCAGCAUUCUUAACAAACGUAUUGUGUGAAGAAGAUGUAUCCAUUGAUGAUGGAGAUACCGACCCUAACCAAAAGAAAAAAAAGAAGAAGUCAAGUACAAAAAAAAAAAAGUACAUAUACUCACCGGCAAAAGAUAUCGCAUGUACCAUACUUGUUCAAUUAUUUGAAAAUUUUGGAAGUAGCAUCUCUUCCUUAAUCCCAUUGUUAUUUAAUGCUAUUUUCAAAAACCUGAAAAAAAUUAUGGAGAAAAGUAAAUAUUAUCAUGCUACCUUCAUGACAACCCUUCUUCAGCUUUUUAAUGCGAUUCUAAGAAAUUCCAAUAAUGAUGAUAAAAUCCUUGAUCCAGCCACAUAUGCGAAAUUUUCGAAACUAUCCAAAACCGUUUUUGACAGUAUUUCCACUGAUGAGAAGGACUUUUCAGUUACUUUUGUGUCUGUCCUAAUUGAAUGCUGGACAGCUCAUUUCAAACAAACUAAUUUUAUCAGAGAGCACUCCCAUGAUAUUAUAGAGACCAUAUAUUCUAGAUUUACCGAAGGUGAAAUAGGUGUUUAUGGUUUUGCAAACGACGAAACUCGUAUCUUUACCGCAAAAUCUUUAGCGGAGAUAUUAUUUGAUUAUUACUUUUCUAAAAAUAUUUUAACUCUACAAGAAGUAUGGUCCAUCUACGUUAAGAUAUUCUUAAACUGUGAUACACGAGACGUGGAAAGUGGUUGCUUCGAAUCUAUUAUUCAUUUGAUAAACUUGAAUUUAUUAGCUGACAACACUUUUUUGAGUAACUCAAAAUAUUUGGAUAUAGUUCUCUCUUUAAGCGGCGUCUUCAGCAGUUACGAAGUGAAUAAUAGGAGCAUGAAUACAUUAUCAAGGUAUUUGAGAUACUUUCAACAUAUGCAUGAAGUAAUAUUGCCACAUUUGAAUGAUUCUGCAAAGACUCAAAUGUUGUACUACAUCCUAGGUUGUUCUGAUACUUACCAGAGCUCCUCUAAAAGUGAUUCAGCUUCAAAUUUCAAAUAUAGUAUUGAUGCGAAGCCUGAAACACAGUGGCUUACAUUACUGCAGCUUGACUUCACGUAUGUGUUAAUCAGCGACUUAGGUUCUACUUUCACCACUGAGGAAAAUACCGUUAAAGAGAUUAGAGAUAAACUGGUUGAUUUAGCUACAUGUGAAAUCUUUACGAUACGAGUUCACACUGUGGAAAUUUUGAAGGUUUUUUUGAACAACUGUCCAGAAUAUCUUUCGGAGACCAUUGAAAACUCCUUACGUGCACUAUCCACUGAUUUUAAAUCUACAGGAAAAUUUAUUUUUCAUAAAAAUCAUGGCCAUGCUUUUAUAAUAGCAAAUCUAAUCAAAGGUGCCGAGAGCGAUUAUAUUUCCUAUGAGUUGAUCAUGAGAAUUACAGUGUUUUCUACAUCAUUCAUUAAGAAUAAUACUACAUCUACCUCUUCUAAUUUGUACUUCAAGGGUCUUUUAUGCUGGAUAUUAUUGAUAGGAUUGAUGAAUUAUAAAGAUGAACAGUAUUUGAAGCUGCAGAUACCCCAACUAUUUCUUUUCUGGAAAGUUUUAUUAACACAUACCUACACAUACCACGACGAGGAUGAAUUAUACAAGAACCUAGAAAUCCGAAAUCAUGCAUUGACUUGUUUAUUGACGUAUUUAAGCAAUACGACAAUUGAUAAAGAAAUGGCUAAACAAGUAUCAUAUUUGCUAACUAAGUGCUCCAAUUUUAAUCAUUCCAUUGACCUGAAAUCGAAAAACAUUGACAAUGCUUUACUGCAUAAUGAAAACAGAAUUUUACAGGUAUACCUUAAGCUGGAGAAAUACAUAAAUAGCGAUUUUAAUAGUUCUUUACUAAUAUUAAUCGUGAAGAAUUUUUCAGAUCCCAAUCUUUACACCGAGUCAAGUAGUUCCGUUUUGGGAAGCUUGAAAGAUAUUGGUAACAGGAAAGUGAGUAACAAGGACGACAUGGAAAGUAAUAUAGUAUUAGAAUCUUCAAUUAAUACUUUACUUCGUCAAAACAACGGCUUUGCAUUCGGCCUAUCCAGCAAAAUAACUGGGGACCGUAUCGUGAAUUUAUCGAUGUCCAGUGCUUACAAGUAUGAUGAAUCAAUAAGUGGAAGUUGGCCAUCCAAGGAUUACAAUUGGUACAAUAUUUUCGAAGUAGAAGUAUCAAAACCAAUUUCACCCAUUUUAUCUUUAGAUUCACUGAUUCUACUAUAUGGAUCUGGGUCUUAUUCCCAAAUUGACCGCUACGCACCUCAGGUCACUACAUCUUUAAUCGACUCUUCUAUGGAACUUUUUUCAUCUGUAUUCCCUUUUUUGAAUAGCAAAAUACAGUAUUCCAUUAUGGAAACUUUAAAUUUGUCCAUGUUCUCCAAAAUGACUACACCAUUGAGAAGCGUGGCUGUGGCUGCUAAUGUUUGUAGUGCUCUGCAUAAUGCUUUACGCAUCAUGCAAGAAAACAAUCUAGAGUUGGACUAUUCAGUGGGGCAGCUAAUUAUCGAAUCAAUAAAGAAGAUUCAGUUUUUUAAUGACAUUUUUCUCACAAAAAUCAAGGCAGAUUGUGUAGGAUUGCUGACAGCGGCUAUCGCAAGAACACUUGGCGAUGAAGAAAGACAAAAAUUCCUUACAGAGCAAUCAAGAAUAUUCAUUAAAAACGUCGCAGAUAUGGACGAACCAUACUUAAGGAUGUUUCAUGUCUUAUCAUUGGCUACAAUUUUUAAAUAUAACUCACAAUAUGCUAAUUUUGAAGAAUACUUUGAUGUAAUUUUUGCAUUAAUGAGGGAUCCACACCCUGUUGUUCAUUCAUGGUCAUUGAAAGCAAUGCAUAUUCUUCUUGAGAAACAUUUAGUGAUUGAUUUAAAGACGGCAGCUCUGUUGCUAAGUUCUAUGGAAGAGCUUUUGGUCCAGGAUAAGUAUGGUAUUUACGGACGCUCUACUCUUCGCUGUAACUAUAAUAGGGACUUUAAUUCUCACGUAGCAAUCGGUGAAAUUUCAAGGACAUUGACUGAAACUGUGGGGCCAAAUUUUCUAGAACUUAACACCAAGGUUCUUGAUUCGUUCAGAAACAUUACACUCUCCAUGUUAAUUUCAAAUAAUAUUCUCAACAGCAUAACCAGCAUUAAAAUGUUUGAAAACAUAGCUACUUUUAAAAUGAAAAACAUUCUAAACUAUGAAAUCUUUAUUCUUGCUUCUAAGAGCAUAAUUAAAAGUUCAAUAGUGACUGGAAUAGGCUCAUCAUAUUUUGACACUACAUUCACGGGCUCAAAUGAACUCAUUUCUCGAACUUCAAGUCUGAAAGGCGCCUUUGAAAACUUUGAUUUAUUGACGUUGUUGUACAAAUUACAGAUGGAGGAAUUUUUCAUGAAAGAAAUGGAAAAUUUGAGCUGGAGAUAUCUCGCACUUUUUCCAAAUUCCGGUUCUGUCAAGAAUUAUUUUACCGAAUGGAUAUUACAUACUUUCAAAAGAGAUAAUCAUUGGUUCGAUAAAUUAUACUCAAUAUUUAAUAUGAGUUUAGGAAGACUCUUCCAAAGCUAUAACAGAGACGUUUCAGCCCUACUAGAGGUAAAUGGCCUAAAAAAAUCUUCAGAAAAGGAAAUUAAAGGCGAAGAAGAAGAAUCAAUAGCGAAUGUUAACCAACUGACUGACACAGAUGCUGGUGGUCUCGACUCUGAGAACCUGCAAUGGAAGAGCAGACAGAUUAUCUUAAAUUUAAUAUUAAUGUUGUGCUUAGAAUCCGAAAAAUAUGAAAAUCUGCUCCUUGCCCUCAGCAACAAAAUUGCAGAUCUCAUUAAAAUAUCAUUUCGUGGAUCUACAGUGAGGAAUGAAGGCAUGAAGUUAACGGGACUACACAUUUUGAAUUUUGUUCUCAAGAACUACUCCACCAUGAGAGAUCCUCAGGUUCCUGGAUCGUCGAUUUUAGAACAGCAAGAGGCCCAAAUAACUAGCGCAUUAAUGCCUGCUUUUAGUAAAGGAAGCUCACCUACUGUAAUGUCCUUUGCUAUUACUGUUGCUGCUGAAGUGUUGGCAUCGAAUAUAAUGCCACCAGAUAAAUUGGGAAGAAUUUCACAAUUACUAAUUGACCUUCUUGGUAACUUUAAAGAUCCUAAUUCCGGUAUACGGAUAGGGGAAGCUAUAAUCGUUACACCCAAAGCGAAAAGAAAAAUUGAACUUGCCGUUUUGGAUGCGUGGGCUGAGGUAGUGCAAAGAUCCAUCACGUCGUCAAAUGAUGCGCUUUUCUCUUUUACCAGGAAAUAUUGGAGCAUUUUAGUCCCAUUAUGGAUCAUUUCUUUACGUGAAUACAUGAUGAUAAAGUAUAACGAUAAUGAUUCUACUGUGCAAGUAAAGAAUGACUCGAAAGAAAAUAGUCUCAUUGAACCAAGAAGUACGAAAAUUGAGUUAUAUGAACCGGUCUGGUUAAAUUUCGUAGAGGCCCUUGGGUGCACUCUGGAUUCAGACGUUCAAGUCAUUUUGGCAUCUCUUAACGAUGAGGAAUUAGAGUAUUUUCUUUUUAUUUUAUUUAGCCAAUGUUUGGAGGCUAUCGUCAAAAAUAUUGAUGAUCAUUCAGUCAAGAUGCAAGUUUUACCGGCUUUACACAAUGUUUUGAAGAGCAAUCUGUGCAUAAAAAGUAUAUUUGAGGAUGAUAUUAUUACUGAAGUUGUUGAGAUUAUGGACAGACUGAUUUCUACAGGCGACAGUAAAGAAGAAUUUUUGCUUGUUGAUAUCAUCAGUGACUUGAUCAUUGGGUAUUCGAAGUGUAAUGCUACUCCUGAAACAUUUCUACAAGAUAUUGACAAACUAUAUGAGCUACUGCGACUACUGAUGACAAUUAUUUCUGAGAGGUUGCCAUUUAUUAAGUAUAACGUGCUUACCAGCGAAGAAGAUGAUAAUGAAAUAAAAAUCUCUCCCACAGAUAUUAGUCUGUUGAAAAAAACAUUUAUUGCGUUCGAAUCAAAUAUCAGUAACUUCGACAAUAUGUUCAAAGUAGAUCUUUAUUCAUGUCUUUUAUUCAUCAUAGGGAAAAUUUAUGAAUGUAGUCAUCGUGAAGUAAUAAUUCCAAUCAUACUCCCACUUUUCAAGGCACUAGUAAAAGCGCUUACGGAAUCUGAGGACGAAAAAAAUAUUGUGUUACUAGAAAUAUUCUACGGGUCAAUAAAAGAUGUUAUUUAUCAUAAGCUGGAUUCAAAGAAUAAAGUUGCAACCAUUUUGAUCUUGCUGUCUAAUGGAUACUCUAAGCUAAGUUUUCAGGAACUGAAUCAGUGCGCAAAUAUUCUCUCGGAGGCAUUGAAUAAUCCUGCUACGCAGCCAAUUGCUCUACAAGGCUUCAAGAGAAUAAUAUCUAAUAUUUUCAAAUACCCGUUGUUGCAGUAUUUUAUGAAGUUGGUUAUAAAAAGAUUCUUUCAAGAUAUUCAAACAAACGAUUCCUUAUCGCAGGCAAGCAUUAAAACUAAGUUGAUAAUUCAGUUUUCCGAGGAAGUAAUCAAACAAGAUCACCAAAAGGCAUCAUUGUCAAUUGCUUUAUGUCUUUCUUUCUUUGCCGCAUAUCAUAGCGCAUAUACAGAGAAAAUAGACAACGAAGUAGCAAGUGGCAUAGUUGCUUUGGCUAAAUUGGACAAAAAUUCAUUUAAAGAAGCCAUUUCUAGCACUAUAAGUCCUCAACAAAAAGCAAUUAUAGGUUCCGUGAUGGAGGCAUACGUUAAAUCGCAGUCUUUGGGCUCUGUCGAAGAGGCCUUUCAACUGAAAUCUUUCGACUAA
Molecule: messenger RNA, 6045 nt
Organism: Saccharomyces cerevisiae S288C
Lineage: Eukaryota; Fungi; Ascomycota; Saccharomycetes; Saccharomycetales; Saccharomycetaceae
Gene: LAA1
Product: AP-1 complex accessory protein LAA1
Exons: 1
Coding region: 1-6045 (2014 amino acids)
Cellular component (GO): cytosol; clathrin-coated vesicle; Golgi apparatus
Source: RefSeq, marked reviewed